AUGAGCUCAAAAAGACAGCAAAAAAUGCAAGAGAAAGAAGAAGAGCCUCAAAAAGAUGAAAACUUUGAAUCAGAUGAAUCAUUUGAAGAGGAACAAGAAGAUGCUCGGAAAAAAGACGAAAAAGAAGUUCAAAUGCCCCCGCCGAAAAGAAAUAAAAGCGCAUAUUUAUUUUGGACACUUGAAAAGAGACCAGAAAUCAUGGAAAAAUAUCCAGGAAUUGAUGGAAGAGAAAUUCUAAUAAAACUUGGAAAACUAUGGAAAAAAACGUCAGAAAAGGAUAAAGAGCCAUAUAAUAAAAAAUAUGUGGAAGAUCGAGAAAGAUACGAAAGGCAAAUGCUUGAUUAUGAGAAAAAAGGAAAAUAUUAUGAUAAUGAAGGACACUUGGAUAGAUCUCAGUUUUUCGGGAGGAGAAGAAGAUCAAGAUCAAGCGGCUAUGCAGCCUUUGCAAAAAGAAAAUCGCAAGCUGCUCAUUAA
This is a messenger RNA of Blepharisma stoltei, 474 nucleotides long. The record is from the annotation of a GenBank genome assembly. NCBI's taxonomy places the organism in Eukaryota, Ciliophora, Heterotrichea, Heterotrichida, Blepharismidae.